ACUCUAUGGAUUUGCUCAUUUCUUUUCCUCUAUAAUGUCAUCAGUCCCCACCAAGGAGUCCCCAGCCCCAGAUGUUGGAUGAGGAGGGGAUGAAACUUCUGCUCUCUGGUGGAAAGCUUGCAGGUGAUGAAGAGGAAGAGCAACUGAAGGAGCAGCCCUAAUAAAUAGGUUCUUUUGCCUGUUGGAAAAUGCAUUUAUUGCAUUCCUUGGCAAGUCCCUCAGAAAGAACAGAACGUAUUUGCUUCCAGCAAUGAACACGUCCUCUCCACUGUACAUUUCUGAACUAAACCUGAGUGCCUUUGGCAGCAACUUUACUGUGCCUACCGUCAAGAGCAAGCCUUCACCAUGUGAACAAGUGGUCAUUGCAGCUGAGGUGUUCCUAACUCUGGGCAUUGUAAGCCUCCUUGAAAAUAUCUUAGUUAUAUGUGCAAUAGUUAAAAACAAGAACUUGCAUUCGCCUAUGUAUUUCUUUGUUUGCAGUUUAGCAGUAGCUGACAUGCUGGUCAGUGUGUCUAAUGCUUGGGAGACCAUAACAAUAUACUUAAUAAACAAUAGGCACAUAAUCAUGGAAGAUGCCUUCAUCCGUCAUAUAGACAAUGUCUUUGACUCAAUGAUCUGCAUCUCUGUGGUGGCUUCCAUGUGCAGUUUGCUGGCUAUAGCAAUAGACAGGUAUAUCACUAUCUUCUAUGCCCUGCGUUAUCACAACAUCAUGACUGUGAAAAGAUCAGGGCUCAUCAUUGCAUGUAUCUGGACCUUUUGCACAGGCUGUGGCAUUAUCUUCAUUCUUUAUUAUGAAUCAACUUAUGUUAUCAUUUGUCUCAUCACUAUGUUUUUCACCAUGUUGUUCCUCAUGGUUUCACUAUACAUCCAUAUGUUCCUCCUGGCUCGUACUCAUGUGAAGAAAAUAGCAGCUUUGCCUGGAUACAACUCUGUCCAUCAAAGAACCAGCAUGAAGGGAGCCAUCACUCUGACUAUGCUACUUGGCAUCUUCAUUGUUUGCUGGGCUCCAUUCUUCCUCCAUCUCAUCCUGAUGAUCUCCUGCCCUCAAAACCUCUACUGUGUUUGCUUCAUGUCUCACUUCAACAUGUACCUCAUUCUCAUUAUGUGCAAUUCAGUGAUUGAUCCCUUGAUCUAUGCCUUUCGUAGCCAGGAAAUGAGGAAGACCUUCAAGGAGAUAAUUUGUUGCUAUAGCCUGAGGAUGGUCUGUGGGUUAUCGAACAAGUAUUAGGAAAGCCAAACCAAACCAAACAGGUUUAUUGGUGAAGAGAAUUGAAAUGCAACAUCUUGCUGCUGCUUGUAAUUCUGCUGAAAGGCAUAUGGAACAUCUUUAUUCAGUUUUCAUGAUUUCUGUGGCAAUCAAAACACCUCUUUUUAAAUAUAAAACUUUUCUUGCACUCCAUGUACCUCCCUCCUGCUGGUGGUAAGAGCUGCUCAAUGCAUCUGUAUUAAGGGGAGAAAAAAUAUUUUGAAUCUUGUAUGUUUACUGAAGACUCUGGAUCUUUUAAGAGGCAUGUACAGGGAAAGUCGUAUUUUCCUUUCUGUCAAAUGCAAUGAGUGUGCCCUGCUAUGCAAAUGAGCCCAUUGGCUUUUCAGUAUGCAUUUAUCUUGAUAUUCUUUGUCUCUCUAAAUAUAGCAUGGCUUAUUCUGAUCCCCAGAAUAAAGAGUUUAUUUGCUAUUUUCUUCCUAAUACAUGAAAUCAGAGAAGUAGCUCCAAUUAUCAGGGCUCAUGUACCUCGGUCAACACAGUUGUGACCAGGAACAUAUGAACAUACCAGCAGCUGUGUAUUGUAGUCAUGACUGUUACUGUUAUAAAAUAUGUAUUAUGUAAGAGGGCAGUGUUACUGUAAGACUUCCUGGACAGGAUACAGUAUUUUGUCAUAUCUGACAAUAUGUGUUCUUAUCACUUCAUCUGUGGAAAGAUUUACCAUAUGCUGCUUUUAAGCUGGUAGUACCUGAACAUGAAGACUGGGCUGAUUCUGGUCUGUUUUCCUCAUUCAUGAGGGCUGGGGAAGUAGAGGAUGCAUGGCUGCUGGAGAGUCACAGAAUGUUUUGGGGAAAGGUGAAGUUUGGGCCAGGAGCUACCUUUAUGCAGAGGUUAAAAAACCAUUCAGCUACCAGUAGCUUUUGUUAUCAGAGGAAGCUGUACUGUAGAUCACAUCUUUCAAGUUGUGAGAGGGUGUUAGAUGAAACAAAUUUAGUCACCAGGAGGGACAGCAGAUAUUGGCAAAACAGGGAUCUCAAACUCAGGCACAUGUAGCUGUACAGAAUCAUAACUCUUGCUCCCAAGCCAAACUGUUUUUGUCUUUUAUGAGAGGCUUCUACGGUUUUUAAGACUUGGAAACCCCCAUGCUUUUUGUGUGAGCAAUUUGCAUCUAGUUAUAAGCAUGCUGUUCUGUAACUGCUGUAUAAUAUGCAGAAUAUUGGAUUUGUCACAGGUGAGGGAAGUACCACUGUGGCAUUGAUUUCUUAAUGCCAAGGAAUGGUACAUAUCUUGCACUGAGAUAUAAGCUAGACAAACAUUUUAAGCAGCGGUACCCAACUAACUAGAUAUCAGAAAAUAGCUUUCAAAAAUUAUUUAUUUCUAUAAAGAGCUCAGAGAAUAGCCCUUAUUUUGUUUGGUUUAGGGGAUGCUCUAAAACUGUUGUUGUCAACAGAAAGAAUAUGAUCAGCUCACAGGGCCUUGGAUGACCCUUCUGUGGAAGAAAUCAGGUGAAGGAGAAUCUUUUUUAUCAUAAGGGUGUUCAAACACGGGAACAGGUGCCCAAUGGUUGUGCAGUCUCCAUCCUUGGAGAUAUUCAAAACCUGGCUGGGCACAGCCCUGAGCAACCUGCUCUAAGUUUGAAGUGGGCUCUAACUUUGAAGUUUACUUUGCUUUGAAUGGUGAAUUACACUACAGGAAUAUAUAUAAAAUAAAUGUCUCUUUGAGGCCAUCACCUGUUUUAAUGUAUUUUUUUCUCCUGCUUAACCACAGCAAUGUGGACUAGACAAUCUCCACAGGUCCCUUCCAAAUCAAUAUUCUAUGAUUCUCUGAAUGAACUUGUGUUGUAUGAUAAAAAAUAUUUCUUUUUUUCUCCUAAUUUAAUCUCUUGUGUAAGAAGAACCUUAAAAUAUUAUCCUCUAGAAAAAUAUUGUCCACAUCUAGAAAGACAGCAUACUCUGUGUCUUCAUUUGCAUUGAAGGUCUCUGGCAGGAUAAGUCAGGAUAAGUCCGGCACGUUUUCUGCACUUUUCAGUUGCUUUUCUGCUGCAGCUUGAACUAUGCACUGCCUCCAGCUCUCACAUGCCUCCCUUUGACAUGAGCGGGAGAGACCUUGUUACCUGGCUGUUAGUAUAGUGGUUACAGCAAUGCAGUAGAUGCUGUAUUCUUCCUUCAAAUAUAUCUGGGAAUGUGAUUUCAGAGAUAUGUCUUGUCAUCUGGUAGUGACAAUCUUGCCUUGUUUCAGACGCUAUUUAACCUUAUCCAUAAAAGAGACCUAAGUGGCACAGACCAUUGAAUGGGCUCUUGCUACUGUGAAUGUAAAAACACAGCAAAACCUGACACAAUUCAUUUGCAUAGUGAAAGGCACCAGCUGAUGUUGUAAAUAAAUCAUCUUCACUUGGUAUUGCAAAUAAGAUACUCUUGUACAUAAUUGUAAACCAACAAAUAGGAAGCCAAAACUGUAACAGAUUUGGGUACUUUCUUGAAUUGUACAUUACUUCUUUGUGUUGGAAGUAUAUUUGAUGUAUAAACACAGACCCAUGAAGAAACUAUUAAACUGGAUUGUUGGAAAACGCA
Molecule: messenger RNA, 3774 nt
Organism: Rhea pennata
Lineage: Eukaryota; Metazoa; Chordata; Aves; Rheiformes; Rheidae
Gene: MC5R
Product: melanocortin 5 receptor
Exons: 2
Coding region: 251-1228 (325 amino acids)
Biological process (GO): regulation of metabolic process; adenylate cyclase-activating G protein-coupled receptor signaling pathway
Cellular component (GO): cytoplasm; plasma membrane
Molecular function (GO): melanocortin receptor activity
Source: RefSeq, a predicted model, not a curated record